Copidosoma floridanum is the source of this 3666-nucleotide messenger RNA. RefSeq lists its product as uncharacterized. Lineage: Eukaryota; Metazoa; Arthropoda; Insecta; Hymenoptera; Encyrtidae. The record is from RefSeq and is a predicted model, not a curated record.
AUGAUUAAAAUCAUGGGCAUCAAGGCAAGUGUCGACGCGGACACGCCGUGUAAGCGGGUAGAUUUUUCCAUCGAAGGCAUGGGAGAUAUUUAUUCAAUAAAGGGAGCUUUGGCCGUGUCAUCAGUGAACUUACCAACGCAGUCUUUACCACGCGAGUUGGUCCGUCAAAUCAGCAAAGAGCUGGGUAUAUUUAUUCAAGUGUACGACAACGUGGUUCCAUCAAUUCUUAUUGGGCAGGAUAAUUGGGAGUUGCUAGUGAGUCGCGAAGUUCGUUGCAUGCAAGAUUUAGGUAUCGCACUGUCACUGACGCGGCUAGGGUGGGUGGCGCACGGACACGUGCAGCCGAGCCAACAUGUAAAUAGCAAGGACUCGCGUGAGCGAGCACUAGAAACGAGUGCUCAUGUAUCUUGCGUCACCUGCGUGGAACAAACCGAAGGGCUCGAAGCUUUAGUCCGCGAAUAUUUUAAAAUCGAAAGCAUGGGAGUGCGCGAAGUUGAACGCGUCGAUCCCGCGCAAGCGCGUGCGUUGGAGACGCUACAAAGGACCAGUCGACAGGUAAAUGUAGGUUGGGAAACUGGCCUACUGUGGAGGAGUAAUACUGCCCCAGCUCUUGACAGUCGCGCUACGGCCUUGAAGCGACUGCAUAGCAUCGAGAGGCGAUUAGACCGCGAUCAAGAGUACGCUCGCUUGUAUUAUCCUGAAAUGGAGCGACUCAUCGCACAGGGCUACGCGCGAGAGGUGGACAACGAGACGACCACCUCGCGCGUGUGGUAUCUUCCCCACUUUGGUGUGGUAAACGCAGCUAAGCCCGGCAAAAUUCGGAUAGUUUUUGACGCCGCAGCCGCCACAAAAGGCGUGAGUCUUAAUGACCAGUUAGAUGCAGGCCCCGACCUCCUGCAGUCGCUUCCCGGAGUGUUACUGAGAUUUCGGCAAUAUGCAGUCGCGUGUAAGUCAGACAUCCGCGAUAUGUUCAUGCGAGUGUAUAUUCGACCCGAGGAUAGGAGCGCGUUGAGAUUUUUGUGGAGAGGAGCAUCGCGAGAUAAGAACCCUCACACUUACGAAAUGACUCGAUUAGUGUUUGGCGCUAAGUCAUCUCCGUGUAGCGCACACUUCGUGAAAGACACAAACGCGCAGCGCUUCGAGACAACCAAGCCAGAGGCGGCGCGUAGUAUUAUAAAAAACUCUGACGUUGACGACUUCCUCGUGAGUAGACCGAGUGUAGAACAACUAGAAGCGCUUGUCGAGGAUGUAGUGGGAAUUAACCGGCAGGCUAAUUUUGAAAUGCAUGGCUGGGCAUGCAACGAGGUGAUGAGGGUAGGAGGGCCGCAGGGAACAACGUCGGCGCGGCAGGAGCGAGCCAUCGUAUUGUGCGACAAAGCCGCGGAACGCGUACUCGGUAUGUACUGGGACCCGAAAGUAGACACGUCAGGGUUAAACGUAGGACUGACACAUGUUCCUGCAAAUAUUCUACAGGGAUGUGUCCGACCUACGAAACGCGAAUAUCUACGUUUUAUGAUGUCGGUGUACGACCCGCUCGGCCUGCUCGAACCGUACACCACUAGGUCAAAAUUAAUCCUGCAAGCAAUCUGGCGUAGUGGGAUCGGAUGGGACGAACCCCUUCGCGACGAAGAGGACGAGGCGUGGCGUGAGUGGCUAGACACGGUGAAAAAGUUAAACUCUUUGCGCGUAUCAAGGUGUAUAACCCCCAAGGGGCGAGAUAUUAAAGAAGCGCAGAUACACGUGUUCUGCGACGCUAGCACGCGCGCUUUCGCGGCAUGUGCUUAUCUCCGAUGCGAGACGACGGGAGGAUGCAUAAGUGUUACAUUAUUAAUGGCAAAGUCCCGCGUCGCGCCGGACAAACCACAUUCAGUGCCAAGGUUAGAGUUGCAGGCCGCAGUGCUGGCGUCGCGGCUCUUAAACACUGUGAGUUCCGAGAUAGAAAUUCCCUAUUCUUGUGCGUACCUCUGGUCCGACUCGCGUACGGUGCUGCACUGGAUCCAGAGGGAUCCACGGGUUAGACAGGCUUUCGUGGCUCAUCGUUUAGGCGAAAUCUCCGAAAGAACCGCCAACGCGAAGUGGAAGUGGGUACCUACUAAGGAAAACCCGGUGGAUGCAGCCACGCGCGGGAAGCAGUUAAGUGAGAUCGAAGAGAAGCGCUGGUUCCGAGGACCCAACUUUUUGGUACUACCUGAAACUCAGUGGCCGACCGCACGAGAAUUGACGCAUAAAGAAAGGGAGGUAUUAGAAGGGGCAGAGCGACGACCGGAGAGAGUUGCACUAGUGGUAGGUAGUUCGAAUUAUGUGCCUUUUGUAGCUCGCGUUUUUGGCUGGGAGGGGCAUUUACUCGCGGCGCAAAGAGUACGUAGGGCGUACAUGCGUUGGAAACAAGUAAAGGCAGCGCGCGUAGCGCGAAGCAAAGGACAAGAGCUAUUGCAGCAAGCUCAGACGAAAGAUCAAGAUCUAGCGCGACAGUUAGACGAGGAGUACGUCCUACGAGCAGCACAAGGGGAUAGUUUCGCACGGGAACGUCAUGCGCUUGCAAAGGGACAAAAGAUUUCAGCUGGGAGUAAAUUAAUCCCAUUUUUGCCGUUCUUAGAUGACCGUGGUUUGAUUAGAAUCAAGGGUCGUGUGACUUGCGUGGCGGGCGCCGAGUUUAAUCAUACUCCGAUAGUGUUGGAUGGAAAACACAAUACCGUUAGGGCUAUCGUGCGGAAGCUGUAUUACCGCUGGCAACAUGGUUAUCACGAAACAGUCGUGAACGAGCUGUUGCAACGGUACGUCGUCUUCGGAGCAAGGCCCGCGCUGAGAGCUGUCUGCAACCAGUGUUUGAUUUGCAAGAUGCGACGUGGUCGUCCACAGCCGCCACUAAUGGCUGCUUUGCCUGAAGGAAGGCUGGCGUAUCGGCAGCGCCCGUUCACGCACUGUGGGGUGGAUUAUUUUGGUCCCAUGUUGGUAAAGAUAGGACGCAGCCGCGUCAAACGCUGGGGAGUCCUUUUCACGUGUCUGACGACACGAGCGGUGCACUUGGAAAUUGCGUGCAGUUUAGCCACAAGCUCGAUGAUUAUGGCGUUACAGCGAAUGGCAGCGCGGCGAGGCUGUCCAGCGGUGAUUUAUAGCGACAACGGGACCAACUUCCGCGGCGCGUGCACGGAGCUCCAGACGGAAGUAGCUCGCUUAGACAGACAGCGACAAAAGGAGUAUGCGUCAAAAAACGGCAUACGCUGGUUCUUCAGCCCACCCGAAGCGCCCCAUAUGGGCGGCUCCUGGGAAAGAUUGGUUAGAUCGGUGAAAGUUGCGCUUCACGCGACGCUUAAGGACGAGGUGCCUUCCGAGGAAGUUCUGUGCACGGUGCUCGCCGAAGCGGAACAUGUAGUGAACUCGCGCCCUCUUACGCACGUGUCGGUGCAUCCCGGGGACGGGGAAGCGCUUACUCCCAAUCACUUCCUCAUAGGAACAGCGAGCGGUUCGGUGAAUUUGGCCGCCUAUAGUUUACCUCAUCAAUGGCAUCUCCGAAUAUUCCUUGACAAUCAUGAAACUAUCAAAGUCUAUGUUGACUUUGAUAAGUACUUCCAGUAUCUCUUGACGAUUGAGAAACCUCUAGAGUAUUUCUUGACUAUUAAGAAACAGUCUGUAUGGAACAAGAUCCAAGUAUCCAACAGGAAAUAA